Messenger RNA from Polypterus senegalus (gray bichir), 1319 nucleotides. Its product is annotated as procathepsin L-like. Lineage: Eukaryota; Metazoa; Chordata; Cladistia; Polypteriformes; Polypteridae. Gene Ontology annotation, biological process: immune response. Gene Ontology annotation, molecular function: cysteine-type endopeptidase activity. Bases 184 to 1194 code for a protein of 336 amino acids. The record is from RefSeq and is a predicted model, not a curated record. The transcript has 8 exons. Gene Ontology annotation, cellular component: lysosome.
AGUAGCUCUCAUCACGCAAUUAUCAAUUUCUGUUCAGCACUUCUCUUCUAUGUCCUUUGUAUUCUAGUAGAUGCAAAUCAACAAGGUAUCCAGGAAAAUUUGAAUGCAUUCAGGAAAGUGAAAGGAUACUGUCAGUAGAAGUGAUCUAACAACACUAGUGAAGAAUACAUUUCUGCCUACAAAAUGAAGGUUGCCUUCUUGUGCACCACUUUGUUCUCCUGCAUUUUUGUUACCAUGGGUGAUAAGAAGAGAAUGAAUUCUGAUUGGUGCAGAUGGAAAUCAACGUAUGGGGUGCAAUACAAUUCAAAUGAAGAGUCCAGGAAGAGAGCCGUCUGGGAAGCAAAUUAUAAGGAGAUCAACAAGCACAACAAGGACCCUUCCCAAUUAUUUAAAAUGAAGAUGAAUCAAUUUGGAGAUCUUACCAACCUAGAGUAUCAACAGAUUCUUGGGGCUUUAGUUAACAUUACAGUGAGGAAGAAAAGACAGAUUGGUGGGACUGUUUCUGCCACUGAACUGCGGUCAAAAGCCAUGCUACUCAAUGUCACAAGCAUUGACUACAGGACAUUGGGAUAUGUGACUGAAGUGAAGAAUCAGGGCGCUUGUGGGUCCUGUUGGGCAUUCAGCACCACGGGAGCCAUUGAAGGGCAGCUCUUUAAGAAGACAGGCAUGCUGGUGUCGCUGAGUGAGCAGAACCUGGUGGACUGCUCCAAGGACUAUGGAACAUAUGGAUGCAAAGGGGCAUGGAUGGGCAACGCCUACAAGUAUGUGCUGUACAAUGGAGGCAUCGAGUCUGCACUUACUUAUCCUUAUAUAGCAAAGGAUAAUCAGCCUUGUCAUUACAACAGCUCCAGGUCAGCAGCUUCAAUUACAGACUAUAAGUUCCUUCCCAAAGGCAAUGAGCAGGCACUAGCUGACGCACUGGCAACCAUUGGGCCCAUCACAGUGGCAGUUGAUGCAAGUCUUCCCAGCUUUCAGUUCUACAAGUCAGGGAUCUAUAAUGACCCCCGGUGUAGUUCAACUAAACUAAACCAUGCAGUUCUUCUAAUUGGAUAUGGAUCAGAGGCUGGCCAGGACUUCUGGGUUAUCAAAAACAGUUGGAAUACUUCAUGGGGUGAAAACGGCUACAUGAAGAUGGCAAGGAAUAACACCAACUUCUGUGGCAUUGCUGCAUACACCCUGUUUCCUGUAAUGUAAUGUCCACUGAGACUUGGGGAUGUAUCUUUUAAAAAUGUAUGAAAAUGAGCACAUGGCUGGGGCUGACAAGUUUUGCUUUAUUCAUACAUUAACUUCAGAAGUGAGGCAGGAUCCUUGAAUACAUU